Molecule: messenger RNA, 3186 nt
Organism: Musa acuminata subsp. malaccensis (wild Malaysian banana)
Lineage: Eukaryota; Viridiplantae; Streptophyta; Magnoliopsida; Zingiberales; Musaceae
Source: RefSeq, a predicted model, not a curated record
AAAUAGCUUGCGGGCACCGCUCCACAACCAACCGUCGCUUUCGCGUGACGGCGACGUCUCGGUAGAAAACAAAGGAAGAAUUCCCGUUAUUUAUGGCACGUUUAAAUGCCAGAGGCAGACGCUGCAAAUAUAGCCAAGGUCGGUGGCGACUGCGCCGAUCGAUUGUUCUGUAGGCAUGUUGCGCUCUUGAGUGGGUGUGCUUCGCUUCACUCUCUCGCUUCGCGGUGUACGGUCGAGCCGUUAGGGUUGCUCAGGAAUCCUUUGUUAAAAUACUUGUCAUUGAUCAGAAGUACAACCGAUGGAAUCCUCAAUGAUUUCGAAUCACACAAGGAAAGACUCUGAGGAUACUACAAUAGAGUUUGGUAAAGCAACAAACUCUAUUAACAUUGGCAUCUCACCAGUCAAAAUUGCACAUGUCGAGCGGCAGAGCUCAACAGAAAGUGAGGAGUCCUCUGAGUCUAGUGAUGAAGUUCGGGCAAUUACUGAAAGAAGUCGACCUAUUAUAAGAUCUGCAACUCCUAGAAGAUCUGCUUCUCCCAUGCGACGAGUACAAAUAGGAAGAUCUGGAUCUCGCAGGUCUACUGCACUGACUAUUAAGAGUCUCAAUUACUUUCCUACGAGGGAAAGAAUUGCAUCCAACAGGGAUGAAGAUGAAAACAGCAGCAGGGAUGAAAUGACAGAGCAGCCAACUAAGAAACCUGAGAACACGGUAAGAAGGAUGAGUGUCCAAGAGGCAAUUAAUCUCUUUGAAAGCAAACAGAAAGAUCAAAAUUUGGAUGUCCAGAAAAGAAGAGCUUUAGGAGAAGUCUCCAGUAGUACCAAUAAAGCUGUCUUAAGAAGAUGGAGUGCUGGAAUGAGUGAAUCUCUAACUCGUUCUCAGGAAAAUGCUUCCGAGUCCACAUCACAAGACACUAGUGCCAAUUUGGUUCUUGGGGUUGGAGAUAAUAAAUUGACUGAUGUGAAGGUGGAGUCUGAUAUUCCUUCAGGUAAUUUUAGUGCAACUGAAUCUGACAUUGUUCAGAUUGUUAAAUCUCCACACUUAGAGAAGGAUAGUUCUCCUGGGCUAGUAAUAUCUGGAGCUCAAGAAACUGAUGACAGAGCAGCUGCCUCGGCUGAGUGGAGUAGAAGGAAAGAAGAGGAGCUUAAUCAAAUGCUAAUGAAUAUGAUGGAGAGAAGGCCUGGCAAUUACCGAGGCACUAAUGGUGGUUGUGGUGGAUCUCUGUCUGUCUCGAAUGAGCAUAGAGGCGAUUUUUAUAGUCAGUAUAAGGAGAAAAGGGAUGAGAAACUUAGAGCAGAAAACGUCAAUAAGCAUCCGGUGAUGGAAACACAACUUAAGGUGUUUCAAGAAACCCUUAAACAAAGCAAAGCAGAUAUGGUCUCAAAAUCUGGAGUCUCUACCAGAAAACUUGACUGGUCCGGUAAUUCCCAACAACCCCGAAGAAAUUCAUCUCCACCGGUGUUACACAAGAAAGAAGAUUCAAAAGCAACAGCAACCAGAAAAUCUUUGCCAAACACAUCAUCUUUGCCAACUACACAUGCUUCAUGGUCAUCUGGAACUUCCCUGAAGGCAAGUGGAGUCCAACAAGCUAAAACUUCUCCUAGAGUGACUUCUGCUAAUGCCAAUCUGAGCCGCCGGAAGUCACAGCCCACAGCUUCUCCGACCCCACCAAGCUCCAAAACUGAAAGGAUAUUACAUCAACCAAAAGGUAAGUUGGAAGCCAAAACUGAUGUCAAGCCAACUUUAGUAGUUCAAGGAGAAAAGAAGCAGAAAACAACACCAAGAACCCACAAAACUCUGAAAGCCAAUGCUCCAUUACCUCCUGAAGAUGAUUCUGGUACAGCGACAGCAAAGCCAAGUUUCUACAACAAGGUCACGAAGAAGAGUAGUGUUGUUCCUUUGGAGGCUAAACCGUUCUUGAAAAAAGGCACUAGGACUAGGCCUGGUGUUGGUCCCAUGAUAACGAAGACCAAAGUUGCUCAGUCUGAUGCUUCAUCAAAGAUAAGUGACACUAUUAAUCAAGCUGAAGUAAAGGAGCCUAUACUUAAGAUCACUGAAUCAACUGCUAAGGUAGUGGAGGUUGACCUUUCUCAACAAGCAAAUGAUGUUGAUGCAGAUUUAGAUACUUUGCAACAUAAUGAUUUAAGUGUUGGAAAAGCAGAAACUCUAGAUCAAAGUUUAGCUGAAGUGGAUAAUGGCUUGAAAAACUCUGUAGAACCUCCUGUUGCUGAGAUCCAACCUGAUGAGAGUAUAGGCAUCUCAUCAGCUGCUUGGGUGGAAGUGGAAUGUGAGGAGGUUUCCACUGGAAAUGGCACUAUUUUAUCUGAAGCCUCUGUCUCCACCAUGUUUGCACCACUGCCACUAUCAAGCCCACGUGUCCGACAUUCAUUAUCCCAAAUGCUUCAAGCUGAUAGCAACGAACCAGAGGUCAUCGAGUGGGGAAAUGCUGAGAACCCUCCUGCAAUGAUCUAUCACAAAGAUGCACCCAAAGGAUUGAAAAGGCUAUUGAAGUUUGGUCGUAAGAGUAAGGGAGAGGCAAAUGUGACUGGUUGGGCCAGCCCAUCUGUCUUCUCGGAAGGAGACGAUGAUACAGAAUAUUCCAAGAAUUUGGAUACGAUGAGAAAAACUGCCCUUCAACCCAAAAGCUAUGACCAGCAGAAAACCAUGCCUGAUGAAAGCUUGUGUGAUGGAAAUUCAAGUAAGAGGGCAGUUGAGUAUCAUGGAGUUCAUGAUGUCUUAUCAGGUUCUGACAAGUUUCAGGAAUGCCAUGUUUCAUCAGCAGCUACCUCGACUAAGGCAACCAGGUCAUUCUUCUCUCUCUCGACAUUUAGGAGCAACAAAUCAGGUGAAACAAAGUCUCGAUAGUUCACAAAGCUACCAGUGAUAUAGCACCUGUCAGUGUCUCGCCCUGUUCAACCACAGAGAGGCCAGCUUUGGUUCAAGGAAUACAUAUGCACAUUCACCUAUGAUAAGGAGGGUCAAUGUUGUUUUGUUGUGUCUUUUCCUCUCUUCUUUAGUGUUUUCAUCUUCCAGGUAGGUGAUAUUGUGCAUAUGAACAAUCUUAGAGCAGAAUUAAUAUGCUCAGGAUUAAUGUGACUAAUGUAAUGUCUUGUUGCAACAAACUCUUAUAUUGUAUAUCUCUGGAUAUUUGCCUCUGCCUGAUCAAUGAACAGCUGAAAUUGUUGAAA